This is a messenger RNA of Diplodia corticola, 2388 nucleotides long. Its product is annotated as tbc domain-containing protein. Gene Ontology annotation, molecular function: GTPase activator activity. The transcript is spliced from 6 exons. Bases 1 to 2388 code for a protein of 795 amino acids. Gene Ontology annotation, biological process: activation of GTPase activity. NCBI's taxonomy places the organism in Eukaryota, Fungi, Ascomycota, Dothideomycetes, Botryosphaeriales, Botryosphaeriaceae. The record is from RefSeq and is a predicted model, not a curated record.
AUGAGAUCCGCUCGAGACGCAAGAGCUUCCUGGGAACUGCUCGAACAGGCAAAGAGCCUCGCCGACCUGCGUGCCGCCGUUGGCCUUGGCUCCGCGCCCGCUACUCUCGUGGGCGGCCAGCGUUCCGCGUGCUGGAAGGCAUUCCUCUUGUUCGAGAACGUCGACCACGCAGAAUGGCCCUCCACCCUUGCCGAGUCGCGUUCCGUGUACGAUUCCCUCCGCGCCCACUUCCUGCGCGCCAUCGAGAACCCGGACGAGCUCGAAUCCGCCCUGGACCCGCUCAGCGAGAACGAUGAAUCCCCUUGGGUUGGUCUGCGCAAAGAUGAAGCCCUGCGCGCCGAGAUAUUCCAAGAUGUCGACCGCUGCAUGCCCGACAACACCUACUUCCGCCACCCCGACACCCAGCGAAUGCUGCUCGACAUCCUGUUCAUAUUCUGCAAGCUGAAUCCCGAUGUAGGCUACAAGCAGGGUAUGCACGAGGUGCUUGCCCCCAUACUGUGGGUUGUCGAGAGGGAUGCUGUGGACCCGAAGGAGGCCGGCGUCAACAACCGCACCCACCACAAGGAUUUGCUGCUUGACAUGUGCGACUCGCGCUUCAUCGAGCACGACACCUUCACGCUGUUCGGCCUGGUCAUGCAGAACGCAAAGGCGUACUACGAGCCUUCCAGAACGAGCCAGUCCAGUGACUCACCAAUGCUUGUGAAAUGCCGUCACAUCUUCGAAAGGCUCCUUCCGAAAGCAGAUCCCGAAUUGGCAGAUCAUCUCAAGGAAAUCGAGGUUGCACCCCAGAUGUUUCUGAUGCGCUGGAUGCGGUUGCUUUUCGGUCGCGAGUUUCCGUUUGACGACGUCCUUCCUAUGUGGGACCUCAUGUUCGCCGCCGACCCUUCUCUGGAAAUCGCCGACUACGUGUGUGUAGCUAUGCUCCUUCGUGUCCGUUGGGAGUUACUCGACGCUGAUGCGAAUAUGGCCAUUACAAUCUUACUACGGUACCCGCAACCACGCAAGGAUGACCCUCCGCGGACUUAUGUGCAAGAUGCGGUACAAUUGAGUGAGAAGCUCAACUGGGAAACCGCAAGCCAGAUUGUCAAGAACUACACAGGCCGUGUGCCUGCUCGACCUCAACAGCGGCCAGAGACACCUCAGGAACAGACCUCUCCUCAGCGGCAGCUGUCUCCAUUCAAGUUCCAUGCUCAGUCGAUGUCACCGUCGGGAAGCAUCGAGACAAUAAUACAAGAUGCGGCCCGAGGAAUACACAAGACUGGAGAGAAAUGGGGUGUUAACAAGACCAUAAGAGACGCCGUCGGCGACUUCCGCAAGAACGUCCAAGGAAUACAGUCAGGUCGCAAUGCUCCUACCUUCAGGUCACUGAUAACUGGGGAAGCCAACAAAGCAACCGACUCUACGGCAUUGUUGAGCAAGAUCGAGUACUUGGAAGAGCGUAACAAGUCGUUGGCAAGGAUGCUCGAAGAGUCGGUCUCUGAACUAUGGGAGUGUCAGAAGGAUGCGUUGGAUGGAAAGGGCUCUGAGAAGAAGGCCAUAGAGUCUUUAAGCCUUGCCAUCGCAAAAGUGCAGGUCAUGCAAGUGUACCUCGAAGACUACAGCAUCCCACUUCCGGCGGAUGACCCGGCCCCCUUCGAAGAAUCGCCUCCAAAAUCGACGCUGGCAGAGGUAAGCGAGGAGCCAUCGGUCCCAUCAAGUGAAGAUGCCAGCAUGACGAUCGCACCGACUUCAGACAAGCCAGCCCCAGCCCCCACCAGCCGCAAAUCCACACCAACGACGGCGCCGCACUCUGCCACAAUCAACAGCCGCCCCGCGAGCAUCGCGAGCCCAACAGAGUCCGCCUCAUCCUCCCAGACCCUCGCCCGCAACUUCUCACCCGGAUCCCGGACGCGCCCCACCCUCGCCUCGUCAUCCUUCUCGUGGAUGCUGGGCGGCCAAGAGCCAGACGCCACGACGCCGGCCUCGAGCUUCGCCGCAGCCUCGCAGCUCAGCACGUUCCAGCCGCUCGAGAAGCGCGAGCGCCGCCGCAACAAGCCCACGGGCGGCGGCGGCGGCGCGGCCGGCAAGCGCGGCGCCUCGGGCGGCAGCGGCGGCAACGCGUACUCUGGAGAGGCGGGCGGCGGCGGCGGCGACGACGACGGAGACAAGUCGUUCCUGUUCGGGGACGACGAGUUCAUGAGCGGGCCGAUGGGGCCGGGCUCCACGGCGAGCAAGAGGGCGACGAAGAAGGGCAAGGACACGGUGUUGUUGAGGGAGGUGUUCGAUCUGGAUGAGGUCGGUGGGGGUGCGGGUGCGGGUGCGGGUGCGGGGCGGAAUGUUGGGAGUGAGGCGGGUGGUGGUGGUGGCGGCGGCGGUGGUGUGAAGGUCAAGGCGGGCGGAGGGGAGUGA